Messenger RNA from Paramecium tetraurelia, 1083 nucleotides. RefSeq lists its product as uncharacterized. The transcript has 2 exons. NCBI's taxonomy places the organism in Eukaryota, Ciliophora, Oligohymenophorea, Peniculida, Parameciidae. The record is from RefSeq and is a predicted model, not a curated record.
AUGGGAUAAACAUGUAAUGGCUGCUAAUGGUAGCACCAUACCCCAGAAUCCAUUUAGGAAAUCAACAUCAAAAAGAAACCAAAGAAAAAAGUCGAAAAGUAAGAUAAGUCAGAGAAAACUGAGAAAUCAGAUCAUUAACAAGAGCAAAAACAGGUUGAGAAGACAGACCAGAGUAUUAAAAAACAAAGAAAAAUCUCGUAAGGAGAUGCUGCAAUUAAAAUUCAAAGAAACUGGAAAAAGCAUAAAAAGCAGAAAGAAAAAAAGAAAGAAAAAGCUGGUGCCAAUAUGAAAUAGUAGUAUUUUAAAGAGGAAAUAGCAAAUGCACAACCCCCACCGGAUCCGAAUCGGGUAAAGAAUCCACCAUAUAAGUAUACAAUAAUAAAACAUAGGUUUUAAUCAGGAGCUAUCUAUGAUGGAGAAUGGAAAGAUAAAAAAAGAGAUGGAUUUGGAAUUUAACAAUGGCCUGAUGGUGCCAAAUAUGAAGGGUAAUGGGUUGAUAACAAAGCAUGUGGACACGGUAAGUUUUAUCACGCUGAUGGUGAUAUUUUCGAAGGAGAAUGGAAGGAUGAUAAAGCUAAUGGUUGGGGAGUGUAUAAACAUUCAAAUGGAGCUACGUACGAAGGUGAAUGGAAGGAUGAUUUGUAACAUGGAAGAGGAACGGAGACCUGGUAGGAUAAAUCAAAAUAUUGUGGAGAUUAUAUAGAUGGGAAGAAGCAUGGCAAAGGAAGGUAUGAUUGGGCUGAUGGCUCUUAUUAUGAUGGGGAAUGGAAGGACAAUAAAAUAAAUGGAUUUGGAACUUAUAAAUGGGCAGAUGGAAGGGGAUAUACGGGUGAAUGGUUGGACAACAAUAUGAAUGGAAAAGGAGUCUAUUAAUGGCAAGAUGGUAGGAAGUAUGAAGGAUCCUACCUUAAUGAUAAAAAACAUGGGUUUGGUAUAUAUUACUGGGCUGAUGGUAGAAGAUAUGAAGGAGGAUGGAAGAAUGGUAAAUAGCAUGGGAAUGCUAAAUAUUACCUUAAUGAUGGAACAAUCAAGGAUGGACUUUGGGAAGAUGGAAAAAGAAUCAAAUGGUUAGAUGAUGCUUGA